Molecule: messenger RNA, 3371 nt
Organism: Nothobranchius furzeri (turquoise killifish)
Lineage: Eukaryota; Metazoa; Chordata; Actinopteri; Cyprinodontiformes; Nothobranchiidae
Gene: stk33
Product: serine/threonine kinase 33
Biological process (GO): protein phosphorylation
Molecular function (GO): protein kinase activity; ATP binding
Source: RefSeq, a predicted model, not a curated record
CGCUCCGACUCGCGCGGCCGUGGAAUAGCGCUUUUAAUUCAUCUGAGGUUUGUCCCAAUUCGCUUACCUUACUUACCCUCUGAGAAAGCGUCUGCUUUUUGUCUGAGGGGCAGCCUGUAGAAUGAAAAUAACUUCUUGGAGAUGACACAAGCAGAUGUUAGCUAACCAGAUAUGACCACACCAUUUGGAUGGUCCAGCACUGGUACAGCAGAGAGGGAUGUGCCUGUUAUACGCCUGAAAAAUGACUCAGACCUCACGGAAAAGUAUGAAUUUGGUAGUAAAUUGGGCCAGGGUAGUUUCGGAGAAGUUUACGAAGCCACCCACCUUGAGACACGGACAAAAUGGGCAAUUAAGAUGGUUCACAGACCAGCACCAGGAAGUAAGAUGGUUGAGACGGUGGAUAACGAAAUAAGCAUUCUUAAACAAGUAAAUCAUGCUCACAUAAUACAUCUUGAGGCAAUCUACAACUCAGCAGCGAUGAUUUAUUUGGUCACUGAGCUGUGCAAAGGAGGUGACCUGAAGCAGCUGCUGCAGCAGAAGAAGAGCUUUACAGAGGAUGAGACUAGAAAAAUCAUCUUUUCUUUGGCUGACGCCGUUGUUUACCUCCAUCAAAGAAAUAUCGUGCACCGGGACCUGAAACUUGAAAACAUUCUCCUGAAGAACUCUUCUAAUGAGGGUGAUGACAGAUUUGAUAUCAAGGUAGCAGACUUUGGAUUGUCGGUGAAGACAGGUGGUGUAGCGAUUGGGAACAUAAUGACGGAGGCCUGCGGGACUCUCAUCUAUAUGGCUCCUGAAAUGAUGAGUGGUCGUGGAUAUAGUCAGUGGUGUGAUGUUUGGAGCAUAGGAGUCAUUAUGUUCAUGUUGCUCUGUGGAGAACCUCCGUUUGUUUCCCAAACCCAAAGAGGUCUUCUUAAAGAGAUCAUGAACAAAGUUAGAUUUACUCAGCCUGCCUGGGCAUCAGUCAGUGGUGCAGCUUUGGAUUGUGACUGUUGCCUUGAGUUUGUCUCAACAGCCAAAUGGGUGUUGACUUACCUCCUGAAGGUGGACCCUGCCUAUCGCAUGACUGCUCGUCAGCUGCUGGAGACUCCCUGGAUUGCAGGUGAGCAUACAGUACCUUCUGGACCCAACAAUGUGCUGGAGAUGAUUGAUCAAUUACUGGAGAACAACACGAAUGAAAACAGAAGUUAUCCAGGAACAGAACCUGUGAAGGACUGGUCCCUCGUCUCUGCUGAGGAAACACCAGAGUCAUCUCUGGACCACAGCUGUUGGAGUGGAGCUGAUCUCGGUCCUGAGGCAGUCACAGAGCGGUUAAAGAAAGCCCACAACAGAAAAUCUGCACACUCAUCACUGACCCAACAGGACUGCCGCCCACCGCUGCGCAGUGCCUUGUUGGAGUGAAACGCCCAACACAGCUGAGAGCAACAGGGCGUAAGAGCAAGACGGAGCCCAGCACGGGACAGAAGCCAACCCUAAACUCCAGUAAGAUAGAAGACAAACCAAGUCCCACAAGGAAAGGACUGUCCUCUUUUAACCGGCGGCCCGUUAAGAACCCAACACUAAAUGUGAAUAAAACAAGCGAGACGACUAACGGAGCCAUACUGCAAAGGAAAAUGUGAGAAAUUGAACUCGAGAUGGACUUCCAAGUGUGCAAGGACUAAUAUUUACAAAUAUGUAUGUCAUUAAUUCUAUUUUUCAACAGAAAGGUGAAUGUCACCACUGUGCAGCUUUUUCUACACGGGUCAGUCUCAGCAGUAGCUGUGGUGUCAAAUAAAUAAGCCACAUAUAUAAACAGUAAAAGAAGUCCACUGAGUCUGACAUGGUUCACACUGGGAAGCAUUAUCUGGUGCCAAAUGAGAAGUCUGAGCUGCUCUCCCACACGGGGAAAACUGCUUAACUUGCUUACUGCAAGCUGCUUUUUUUUGAAUGAUUGUUUCCCUGUUGAUUUCACUGAUAAUGUAUGGCUUUCGUGUUUUUACAUUCUUAGCUCCUUUCACUUCCAAAUGUGUAAAUAGAUGCUUAAAAGAAUGGAAACGUACCAAAAGUGAAGCAAAGUAAACGGUGAUGUUUCGCAUCUAAUAAACGUGUUUUAUCGGUGCACGUUCCACUGUACAGAUGCAAAUAAAUAAAUAAAUAAACGUUUUUGGAUAUAAUUUCACCACACCGACAUGAGCAACCGAGAUUUUCUCUUUUCUGCUCUGACCUCUCAAUUCCAAAACAUUGUAUAUGCAGGGGCUGCACCCGCUCGGUGUCAAAACAGAACGACUGUCACACAGGCUGGUUCCGCUCGUCUAAACGCAGAGGACUGGGACCGAGGGCAGCCGCGGGUCUAAUCUCGUUUGGAGGCCAUUGAAAGCAGCAGGAGCUACUUUGAGGGCACUGCCAUUCAACCACAGGUUUUUUCUUUCUUUUCCCCGCUGUAGAGAGAAUAAUCCCCAGCAUAGAUACAACAUUAAAGUACCCGAGCAUAACACAGAGGGUGCAUUUCAAAUCCACCCAUUUGCAUCUUGAAGUGAAUGAGUGCCAACAAUGGAGGCCCGUGUUCGUGCACAGGCUUUACGUUUUAGUGCACAUGUGAGGAUGUAUCCAGCCUUCCUCUUUGUUUGUGCGUUUAGUGAAACAGAAAGUUCACGAGAGUGCACUAAUGACACGAGCUAGCUUUGAUUAAAUGCUGCUUGCCAAACGAAACCGCGACACUAAUGCAGCAUCGGUGACACUCACACACACACACACACACACACACACACACACACACACACACACACACACACACACACACACACACACACACACACACACACACACACACACACAAAGGGGGUUUGCUCUGAGUGCUGUAAACAGCAGAUGGAGCUGUAGUUAGUCACCAAAUUCAUUUCCAGGAGUUAAUCUGAGAGGAGCUACCUAAUUUUGAGCAUGAGGAUGUGUAAUUAGAACCGAGUGCUUGAGCCACUGCCCAUUAAAAACUGUGAUUUCCAUGUAAUCUGUCUCUAAUGAAUAUGUUGCAUGCUCACACCUUGAUGGUUAUUUCAGUUAAAAUAAAUAAAUCAAACAUUGGUCCCUUUGGGUUCUAGCUUUCAAUUUUGUUUUUAAAUAACUUCUAAAAAAAUCACAUGUGUAGUUAUUUUAACUUCCUGGUGGAUUUGCAUAGAGUCUAUUUAUACUGUAUUGUAUUAGGCCCAUUUUUUUGCAAGAGGAAAUGGGAGCUUUUGCAUAUAUUCCUCAUUGUGUUGCUACGUGUUUGUAAUUAAUUACAGGAAAACAAAAUGUACAUGCAAAACACGACCUGCAGCAGAUGUUAGUAAUGGUUGUGUGUGCUUCAGGGGUGAAUUUAUUCACGGAGAGUGAAAUGCAUCAGGAAAAUAAUGAAAGUA